CCCUGUGGGACACCUUUGUCCCGGUGGUGCAAUAUAUGUGUGGACCGUGUCCGCCGGUAGCUGCAAACUCCGGGCGGCCGUAGUGCAUUUGCUGUUCAGCUAUGGAUGAAUGCCAGCAACAGCUCGACUUUGAGGAGCUAGAAAAAUUGUGCAGAAACACACCGGAGGACGAACUGUCGGAAGCGGAAGAGGACGCAGGAACAGUGCAGGAAGCGGGUGGUGAAGAGGGUGGUGGAACAGGAAGGUUUAGAGAUAUGGGCCAAUCGGAGAGCAAGAAAGCGUCGAAGAAAGCGGCCGCCACCGACACCGGUCUGCACACCAAGGGUACGGCCAUGUCUUUUGGCUUCAAGAAGCACAAGGUGCACCAGCAAACCGCCAGCAACAACGGUACGAUCGGCACGACCAACGGUGCCAACAAAUUGCCCACGGGUGUGGCACCACAUACCACGGAUGGUGGCGCGGAACCGGUCCCGGGAGCGGUCGCUAAUCAGAUCAAGAAGUUCAACAAUAACAACCUUAACAACAACGGUUGCGGCAACGCGACACUGGAAAGGGAGAAAGCGGAAAGGGAGUUGGUGCACGCGACCGUCAUCACGAACCCGGGCGUCGAUGCGGGAUUUAGCGACAAGAACGGAAAUACCGGUUCAAUCGAAUCGGUAGACGACGGUGGUGGUGGUGGCGGUGUCCGUAACACAUCUACUGGCCGUACCACACCCCGGCUGCAGCCUGCCAAGAAAGACAGCCAUGGAGCGCCGUACCGUAGCAAUCGAUUCGGCUUCCGCACCAACAAUAUCGUUCGGCCGGCAUCGGUCGGACUGCAGCCCCGGGUGGCAAACGAUUUGGACAAACAUUCCUCCUCCAAUACCAACAACAACAAUAACAUCCAUACCAACAACAACAAUAACAACGUGUACGUCGUUAGCGACAAACGCCGCUCGAAGAGUGCUUCAUCUGCGGCAUCUGCACGCACAACAUUUACCCCACUAUCCUCAGGCACAGUGGCGCCGACGACGACGACCGGAACUGGUGGGAAUGCAGCGAUGGCGCUGCAACAGCACGCGUACGGUGGUGCAGGUGCGCUGCAUCGCCCUAUGCCGAAAUACCAGGCGCCGAAUACAAAAAUAACCCAAAACAACGCACCACCGGACAACGGUGGUAGUUUCGGGACUUAUCAACAGCCGAUGACGAAAUGCAACCAGGGAGAGCAUAAAAAUACUCAGCAUUCCGGCAGUACGGCCCUGCGGCAAUCGGCCCAACCACAUCAGUAUACGCACGGUAGCGAAGCCGGACAGAACGCGUCAUCCGUUGGUGGUGGACUAUGUGCAAAACCACCACUGGCCGGCAAUGGCAACGCUGCCGGUACGACUACUGCCGCCAAACUAGGUCAGGAGGCGGCAACUACGGCGAGCAAGUUUACGCUCCAUUCAUCCAGCCUCCCGAAACCCCAGUAUCCGGUGUCGAUCUCGCUAACCUCCGGCACAACCACCGGACCCGCGGCCAGCUCACGCUACACGAUGGACACGAAGGGUGCCAAGCACGCGGUGAACGUAAGCCGCAAAGAGUUCGCCAACACGAACGUGACCGGUGCACCGGCGCUCGAAGAUACGACCACAACCACCACCAGCAGCAUCCGUAUGCCGAGGCAACGCUACCGCAAUCUGGAGAUGGUAAUGAGCGGCCGGCACAAGUUCGAAGUGCGUGAUCUGGAAGCGCUAACGACGGAACCGAUCGUACCGCUACCAUUGCCCGAACUGCCGAGCGCAUUCUGCAGCACAACCAACCAGCGUACCGCUCCGCUAAGUGGACUGAUACGAUCGACGGAACUGAACGCGAGCGCUAAUGCAUCCACGCUGCACGAUGAUAUCGAUAUAAAUGACAAUCGGUACGAGAUGGCCGAACCGGGUGCAGAGGAUGAAGAGGCUCAAACAACGCCCACUAGCCAUGAUGGUGAGGGCCAGAAGGAAAGUUUGGAGGAGGAAAAACUGUUGCGCGAUAACAAUUCAUCGGAGAAGAGUCUGAAGGGUGCGCUGAUGAAGGAUCUGGUCGAGAGCUACGAGGAAAGCAAGAGUUCGACGCCAAGCUGUUCGCGGGCGUCUUGGUUCACGGCCGGAGAGGCACUUGCGGCUAAAGACUUUGGUAUUCGCAGCUUGUCUACGAGCGUCGAGAGUAGCUGCACAUCGAAGCAGUUGGAUUCGGUUCCGAAGCAAGGGGCAGCCCAGGAGGAACCGGAUGAGGAGGACAUUAGUUCCGUUACUAUUACGGCGGGCAAUCCUUCUGCUUUCUCUUCCAUUUCGGCCCCAGUUCCGAUGGACGUUUCGACCAAUCUGGACAGCGUUUCGGAGGUACAGAUCAGCUUCACCGAUCCAGGAACCGAUCCGCUCGCCAGCAGUGAAACCGACGUACCGAACCGAAUGUACCGCAAUGAGCAGACAAAAUUUGCCGAAAUGGCCGCCGCCAUUAGCGAUGUGCUGCUGCUGGACGAUGAAACAUCCCCGACCGAUAGUCUCGUCAGCAGCUGUACGGAAAAUUCGGACGACGCAAAGAAACCACGGCACGGUGCAAAGAAAGCGGCUGAAAAUAGUAAGGAAAAAGAAAAGGACAUUGAUGAAAUUUCGCCCGAGCUGGAUGAACUUACCAGUCCGGUUUCGCCCGGCACACCGACACAUGCUUCCAACUCCCUGUCGCUGUCGGACGGUGGAAGGGAUUUUCUUAUUGACGAUGAAAUUGCCGAUCAGCCAGGGUUGGUGUUUGAUGAGGGCAGUACACUCGAUCUCGGUUCGCUCAACCUCAACCUGACAUCACAAAAAACGGAGAAUACGACUACGCUGAAGGACAACCACAGUCGGGCUGUUGUUACUGCACCCGGUGCUGGGUCUGGUCAAACGACGGCAAUCAAAGCGACUCCUCCAGUCGCUGUAAAACCACGCAAAGUUAUGGCGGAUACGUACGAAUCGCCCGCCCUUUCGCGAAAGUCUACCCGUAGUGGUAAUCGUAUGGCUAGAGCUGAAUCGUUGGAUACGCUAUCGCCGUGCGAUUCGAUUGCAUCAGAUGAUUUUAUGCUGGACUUUGACUGCAACAGUAGCAUGGAUUCGAUCGAUCGGGUUGCUCGUUCCAGCAUGGGAGGCAGUGUUACGGGGUUGAACUCGAUGGAUGAGCUGCAACUGUGGUCCGAGCUGGAGAACAAGGGUGGCCACAUUAUACGCGAGUGGAGCACACUGCUGCGCAGCAGCCCACAGAGCAUCAACAACAAUGCUAAUCGAUCCCAGCUACCGGCAAGGGCACGUCUACUUACCCGAAGGCUCCAGAACAAUGCCACACCCACCAAUGGGUCGGAAAGUCCCCGCUCGAUCGACAGUCUACCCCGGCGGACGUUUGCCGGCACGUACAAAACGGCCACCCUUAGCCAGUUCCACAAUCUCGCUAACAACAACUGUACGGACUCUGCCUCGACGGCUACCAACUCCGCGGAAGAUCUCACCCUGCUCGACAAGUCACUGCGCAACUCCAUGCUACAGGACGUGGUGCACUUCAAGAAGCAGCUGGUACGACUUCGUCGGAUACUGCAAGAGGAUGAAGAAAAUUUGAUGAUGACCGACACUCUCAACCCAUUUGAAAAUAACAAUGGGCAAUUCUUCACGACGGCAGCCGCAAUCGCAACCGCCAACGGUAGUAUCGGGUCCGGGGCGACAACAACAACGGCAGGCCAGCAGGAACAACAGCAGCAACAGCUACAAGAAAACGUACUCAUCCGUGAGUCCAGCGUGGCGGCCCUUGCCCUACUCGAGGACCAGCGGCAGGAGCUGGCGGAUCUCAGAAGACAGGUGGUUUACCUUCAGGGUGAACUAACGGCCAAAGAUCGCACGAUUCGGCAGCAGCAAAAUCUGAUCGACAAGUUAGAAGCGGAGCGAGAGAAGCAACAACAGCACAGCAUCUCGAACGGUGGUAGCUCAUCGCUGGACAGUAGUGGAGACACGACCGUUGGUGACGCUUCAGCCAGCAACCAUCAGUCGGCGGACACCAUCAGCACCGCAACACAGACCGAGCGUUUGAGGCCCGUUUCGUUCGGUGGACAGGAAGGAUUAGGCAGUCGCAAUGAGAAGCCUAAAAAUGGUUUACGAACACCAACGGCCGUUGGGCUUCCCAUCAGCAGUACAACCUCAUCACACCAUAAUUCCAGCAAUGGUCCAACCACACCGAAAAGUAAAACCCAAAUCUCCUCCGUCUACACGCAGCUGUCCUCCAUUAGGCACAGCAUUGCCGGUACCAGUGCGCCAACAACACCGACAACAGCUUCCCACAAUGGAUCUGUUCCCGUCGCACUCCGAAGAACAUCGCUCGGUUCCAGCCACAAUUUAAGCUCGUUCGGAUUGCAGCAAAACGAUCGAUCUCCUAGCGGUAACAGUGGCAGCAAUAAACCCGUCCGCACAACACACAUCGGAACGCUGACCACGCUGAACGGUGAACGAAUAUCAUCGGUGCCAAAGCAAACUAAAACCAUCCCGCAUCGAACAGCAUCGUCAUCCAACGGGACCGGCCAGUCAGUUUCUAAACUGAACGGACUGAACGGAGCGACAAAAAGAACGACGACUGGAAUUAUUAGACCACCGUCAUCAUUCGGCAGCAGUAACAGUCUGGCGCCGGUGGAACAGCACAAGAGUAAAUCGGCCCCCGGUACACCGUUGGUAGUGGCAAGCGGGAAGCUACUAACACCUGCCGCUACCGGUGCUACGGAAGGACAAACGAAUGGACAUCGGGUGACAGAUGAGGCAGCUGAUACCGAAUCCGGAUCCGAAUCGGACAAGGAAACGGUUGUGAAUGGAACGUUGAUGAACGGGUUAAAGUUGAUGGCCGCUUCUUCUGCGGGUGGAUGUAACGAGGGAAGCAGUCUAGGCACGAACAACACGGUCAAUGGUAUUGUAGGACACUGA
This is a messenger RNA of Anopheles maculipalpis, 4928 nucleotides long. RefSeq names its product mucin-19. Gene Ontology annotation, cellular component: nucleoplasm; nucleolus. NCBI's taxonomy places the organism in Eukaryota, Metazoa, Arthropoda, Insecta, Diptera, Culicidae. The transcript has 12 exons. The coding region runs from base 102 to 4928 and encodes 1608 amino acids. The record is from RefSeq and is a predicted model, not a curated record.